Molecule: messenger RNA, 2320 nt
Organism: Conger conger (European conger)
Lineage: Eukaryota; Metazoa; Chordata; Actinopteri; Anguilliformes; Congridae
Product: SPRY domain-containing SOCS box protein 4-like
Exons: 3
Coding region: 614-1447 (277 amino acids)
Biological process (GO): proteasome-mediated ubiquitin-dependent protein catabolic process
Cellular component (GO): SCF ubiquitin ligase complex
Molecular function (GO): protein binding
Source: RefSeq, a predicted model, not a curated record
AAUAGGUUUAGCAGAACAUCGAUUUUGCAGGCUCGACCGCUCACCGAGGUGGGGAGACUCUAUUGAUACGAAACAAGGCAGACGUUAGGACUGGGAGGGGCUUUUCACUCCAUACGAACCCAGCAGUCAUCACCUCUGCCCGUCUUUCUCCACAACGCGUCCAAUCAGCGUCUGUCAGGGAAGCAUGAAUGAAUGGCCACAUCCACAAAAUGACUUUCAACGCUCAGCCAACAAAGAGACGGUCGUCGUGUGAAGCUUUGUGUUGCGGUACGGAUGAGGGGACACAAACAGACGAUUUUUAAGCAACAACGCGAAUAAUUAUAUUUACUGCUAGGUAGCAAAAGCGCAACUGUUUCGACAGAGGAUACAUACGCGGACAUCGAUCCAUUCUUUGCUUCAAGAAACUUCGUCCAUUGCAGCGACUGUUCACUUACAAACGGCGGCGGUUUCCGUGACUCGUCCGGCUCCGCGGCAGUGAGGCAGUGACCCGCUCCGUCCCCCAGAGACGCACAGCCGGGGUGCAGGGCGGAGGGCGGCGGGGUAACAGAUGAGGUAACAGCGGGCGUCGGGAGCAGAGACAGACCCCCCCCGCGAGAGGCCGGGCGGCGGCGCGAUGGGUCAGAAGGUCUCGGGGAGCAUCAAGUCCGUGGACGCGCGGGGCGAGCCCUCGUACCGCCCCGCCCGGCGAGAGCUCCGGGGGCCCGACUUCUGCCGGCCCCCGCGGCUGGACCUGCUGCUGGACAUGCCCCCCGCGGGGCCCGAGCUGCAGCUCCGUCACGCCUGGAACCCCGACGACCGCUCGCUCAACGUCUUCGUCAAGGACGAAGACCGGCUCACCUUCCACCGCCACCCCGUGGCCCAGAGCACGGACUGCAUCCGGGGCCGGGUGGGCCACACCCGGGGGCUGCACGCCUGGCGGGUGCACUGGCCGAGCCGGCAGCGGGGAACGCACGCGGUGGUAGGGGUCGCUACGUCCGCCGCCCCGCUGCACUCGGUGGGCUACACCUCCCUGGUCGGCAGCGACGCCGAGUCGUGGGGGUGGGAUUUGGGACGCAACAAGCUCUACCACGACGCCAAGAACCAGCCGCCCACGGCCCCCGGCACCUACCCGGCCUUCCUGGAGCCGGACGAGUCGUUCGUGCUGCCCGACUCGCUGGUGGUGGUGCUGGACAUGGACGAGGGUACGCUCAGCUUCAUGGUGGACGGGCAGUACCUGGGCGUGGCGUUUCGCGGGCUGAAGGGGAAGAAGCUCUACCCCGUCGUCAGCGCCGUGUGGGGCCACUGCGAGAUCACCAUGCGCUACAUCAACGGCCUGGAUCCGGAGCCCCUGCCGCUGCUGGAUUUGUGUCGGCGUGCCGCCAGGCUGGCCCUGGGCCGCGGGCGGCUGCACCAGAUCCACACCCUGCCGCUGCCUCAGUCCCUGAAGAACUACCUGCAGUACCAGUGAGGAGGGCCUCCCGGGGCCUCCCGGGGCCCACUGCCCCGGCCGCUCAGGACCAACGGGCCGGGCCGGCCUCGACCUCGUGAACCCUCCCGGGGCUCCGGGAGACAGCGGGGCGCCGGUUCCGAAAACACACUACCCACGGCUCGGCUUUCGGGGUGUUUAUAGCCGGAUCUCUCAGGACCGGUACACGUGCCGGAUCCACCCGGCUGUCCGGAGACGCAAACCCGAGACUGACUCUGUGGACCGCGAUUCGUAGCGUUCCGGUUCCCGCGGUCUGUAACGGUCCUGUUCCUGCGGUCAGCCUGCCUCGUAAUUAUGUGCCACAUACUGAGCACAUCACCAACCUGGACCAAUCACCAGGAGACUCUGCUUCAGUCAACCAAUCAGAAGCAAGAUCCAGUCACUGGGUGGCUCUGUGUCACCAAGCUUCCUGUUUUACCUGAAUGAUCUUUUAUUUCAAAAAGGAGGCUGUACUCCAAAGGUUAAUUUUCUUUUUUUCUUUUUGAGUGUAGGUUUUUGGAAACUGCUAUUUAAAUACGUGUGGAUUCUGGUUCUGAUGAUUUUAAGAUUGGUAUCAUAACUAUUGUUUUUAGACUGACUUUAUUUUUUAAUUCAAAGGGGUUUACAACGCAGGUCAAUACACCUGUUUCUGUCACCACACUUUAUUUUUAACAAGAUGCUGCUUUUUAAACAUUAUUAUUAUUAUUAUUAUAUUAUUAUUAUUAUUAUUAUUUCCAAUGUCUUAGAUCUGUCUGCCUGCUCAGCUCUGAUGUGAGAGUGGACAUCGUGUCAUGAGAGGUGGUGGAAUGUACUGUAAGGACAAUGAUGCCCUUUGCUUUUAAAAUGUGAAUAAAAAUGAAUUAUGAUGCCUACGAA